AUGUCCUCCGGAUCCUUCUCAGAGACCCGAUCACAACCACCCUCACCACCCUCACCACCUUCACCACCUUCACCGUCUUCACUGUCUUCAGUACCCCUGCCACCCUUACCAUCCAUACCCUCGACACCCAGCACCGGAAGUCCCCAAGUCUUCACAGGCCCAGCCUCCUCUCACGCCUCUUCCCAACCCACUUCAGCCCCCAAUUCCCAUACCUCUUCCGCAGAAAGCUCCACAUUUGACUUGUCGGUAUUCUUUUCACUCGACCCCCGACCAGUGCCCCGUGACCCCACCUCGGGCAUGCCUUCUCCAAGUCCACCCAGCUCGGAGGCAGAGCCUCAGUCGAUUCCUCAGUCCCUGUCCAGCUCUCAAGCCAGCGAAAACUUCGCUGCACCCAGAGGUACUUGGACCAUCUCAACGGAAGAAUGUCCUCGACCAGCCAUGAGCAAUCUCCAGCCAAAUUCGCAAACCAGCUCCGAAGAAAGCUUCAUCUAUUUCACCGGCACCAUUCCCCCGAGUCCUCCCCUUUCAUUCUCCCGGCCGAAUCGAGGCAUUCCUGAGAGUUCGAAUAACUCCCAAGCUGCUUUCCCUGAUACUUCUCACCAUACUUCCCAAGGCAGCUCUAACCCUUACCCCACUCCUAUCCUCCAAGUCAGAAUGCCCGGUUCAUGGAUUUCCUCGCGCAGCAACUCCCCCAUCCCACCAAAGUCUUUGUCCAGCCCUCAGCAAAGUCCCCAGACCCGCACUCAAACCAGCUCCAACCCUUACCCAAGUCCUAUCCUCCACGUAACCAUCAUGCCCGGCUCUUGGGUUUCUUCACCCAGUUCUCCCACUUCUCCAUGUCCCAUUCCCUCCACCCCGAGCUCGCCUGUUCUUGAGGCGGCUACCUCUAGUGAUCCCAUUCCUUCGAAUAGUUCUACCACAUCCACGACUUCCACCACUUCCACCACUUCCACCACUUCCACCACUUCCACCACUUCCACCACUCCCACCAGCAACGACACAGACAGACUCGACAGUAGUACCCCAGACAUCACCAUCACCAUCGCCGGGCUUAACAUUUGCAAUCCCACCGACACUAGCACUAGCACUAACACGGACACAAGCACCAGCCAAGAUACCAGGACCAGCACCAAUUCGAGCAGUGACCCGGACCUGGGAAGUAUACCUCUAGGCAGUGGGAGUAGCGGUAGUAGCAUAAACACCACGGAGGCAACUAACAACCUAUCACCACCUUCCCCACCAACGUGCAGCUCAAGUGGCUCAAAUAACUCCACUGCUCCUCCUUCUCCUGCCAGUACUACGGGUAGCAUUUCGCCGGCUUGUAUUCAACAAUGA
Molecule: messenger RNA, 1335 nt
Organism: Neurospora tetraspora
Lineage: Eukaryota; Fungi; Ascomycota; Sordariomycetes; Sordariales; Sordariaceae
Exons: 3
Coding region: 1-1335 (444 amino acids)
Source: RefSeq, a predicted model, not a curated record